Molecule: messenger RNA, 6082 nt
Organism: Doryrhamphus excisus (bluestripe pipefish)
Lineage: Eukaryota; Metazoa; Chordata; Actinopteri; Syngnathiformes; Syngnathidae
Biological process (GO): cell differentiation
Source: RefSeq, a predicted model, not a curated record
UGUAAUCAUAUUUCCUUAAGCAGAUUUUCUGCCACACAAUGUUUUUCCCUUUCUGGAGGCGGAAAUGUGGAACUUGAAUAAAGUGGUUACGCAGGAUCAUGACCACUGGAUUUAGUAAGUUUAUUCAAAUCCAAGAUGUAAACAUCAGCCUAGGUUUUAUACAUAAUCACUUCCAGUCUGUUAAUGCUGUCAAUCCACCACGGACAGAUGGUGCCUUUUUUAAUAGGUCAUCAUGAUUAAUAUGGACACAUAUUUGAAUGUCACCAGUGAAAGUUAUGAUAUAGGAGAUCCUUAUUAACCAGUGGCCACACCCCAUCCAUGUCUCCUGUCAAGCGUGUUCUGUCAGGGUAACAAAACACUGCCAUGUCUCACUCUAUGUGUUCAUAUCAACUAUCUUUUUUAUAUCUAUACAAUCAAACAUCCAAUGUAGACGCCAAUUUACUUUUGGUAACAUGUGAUUUUUGUUUGAAUCAAGCAUGGGAAUGUUUUCCAUUUGUUCAGAUGUCAUUGGUUCUGUGUUUCAUGUAAGCACACCAGGAAGUGUGUGCACCACUUUUUACUGGAAAUGGACAGACGCAACCUCAUAAGAACCUCUUUAAGAAGUUGACAUAGAGAAGUGCCAUGUUGUCAUCUGUGCACAAUAUUACUACCGAAUAAUAUUCUGCCAAGAAAACAGGAACACAUUUCACAUGUGUGACCAUGUGCUGUGGAGCUGCAGGCCUUUUUUCAAACAUGUUCUUAAUCUUGUUUUAGGAAUGAAUUGGCUCAAGCCACACGCCCCCCCUUGUGGCUAAAUCAAAACAUUACUGCUGAAUUGCAGAGUUGUAUACAAUAAGAUCCAUGUAUUGUUUCAAUGUGGAAAACUUUCUUCUCCUGUCCAUCAAAUCCCUGACAACAAAUCAUCAGUGUUUACAUGUAUGGCCGUUGUUUGAUCCCUACCAACCAAUCAGGACCAGAUAGGCAGAAAGAGGGAUGGCUGGAAUUAGGCUGCAGAGGAUUAGUGCCUGAGCUCUGAUUGUCUAUUGGCUGUUUAGACCUCCUCCAUUCUGAAUGCAACUGACAAAAACAACUUUAACAUAAACAACACAGAUUAUCAUCUCAUGCUCAACUGUGAAUGUUUGCUUUAUUAGGGUACCUGCAUUUGUGGAUUUUUUUUAUUUAGAAAUGCUGUAAUUUCUGCCAACUUCUGUUGCACUUUUGGAUUAUUGACGAGCUACAAGCCAAGUCAUGGUAGUGCUUUUGACUAAUGACCUCAACUUCUACUGCUUUCUCACAGCCAAGAAGAAAGCUGUGCUAAAUCUACAUGAUGAUGACAAAGCCCCGCCUCCCCCCCUGCUCCAGGAGAACGUGUUCAUUGAAGCUAGCAGGCCCAAGUACCUCGAGGACCUUCACACUGAGGCUUUGGAAGGCUUGAAAAUGAUGCAGCAGGAAGAAACUAACACCGGAGUGGAGUUCCAAGAUAAUGAAAGUACAAUUUCAAUAAUGACGGCACAGACCGAUGGAGAGGGUGGAGGGUUUACGACUGACAGCACCAUUCCUGACACAGCCUCUGUGCAGUCAUCCGUAUCUUCAAGGUCCUCCCGCUCUGGACUCACCAGGCAAGGGUCAACAUUCAGGCCGUUAAACUCUGGGAAACCGUCAGAAAAAGGAAAGACAAGACGACGACACAGGAAGACUGUGGGAGGCAUCCCUCAGCAUGUUCAGCGAGAACUAAGAUUGGACAGAGGUGGCAAGACAGUGGCUUCAAAGUUUGAAGAAGAAGAGCUUUUCAACGGUGAGCCCUGUGGCAGCGAGCAUCAGGAAUCAUCAAGGGAGGACAAAAUGAAGCAGAUCCGUGCCGCCAGUGGUAAUCAUAUGGAUGAUCUGGCCUUGCUGCACCGACUGGGCCCCGAUUUGAUGGAUGGGCAGAGGCCUCGGUCAGUGGCUGUUCCCUCCAUGACCACUGCCAACAGUCUCCAGCAGGAGAUGCCCUCUCCUGUUAUGUCGAUGUCCCCCCAGGCUGCUUAUAUGUCCAAAAUCAUUCCCAAUGCAGUUUUGCCACCAUCUAUUGAGGUUGUGGAGAUCAGCCGUGGCCAGAGUCGCAACAGCCUCCGCACUGUCAGUAAGAGCAGCCUACUUCUGUCCAGCCCUUCCCCAUCUCGCUCCUCGCGGAGAACUACUUCUUCCAAAGGCUCCAGAAUGACUUCUGCCUCCCACCACAACCCCUACAAUCUGUCAGACACCUCCGGUUGGAGCAACUCUGACUCCUCAGAGACUUUGGUGUCUGACUCUUCAACCAUCUCUAGUGGCAACGCCUCUAGAAAGGAGUCCUCAUCCACCAACAAAGAUUCCCAAAUUGCUGCCAAUGGCAAGCUCAGAAACAAGGAAAACGGAGGUAAGCAGGAUGGGCCUUUUGCACGCAGCCUUUCAAUCAUGAAACCCAAAAGGGCUCCGCCUCCCCCAAGCCGGUCAUAUUCUCUGCACACCAAAAUAAAGCGGCGGUCACGGGAUUUAGGAGAGGUGGCGGUCAUUUCAAAGGAGUCCUCUCCUCAAAGUGUCUCGGUGUCAACUGGGGGACCAAAUGAACCUGGAGCUUCUCCUGUGAGAGCCGUCGACAGUCCUGGUUACAACGGAGACACCAGCUCUCUGGAUGACUCCACAGGCUCUGUGUUAUUUAACCUGUCAAAAUCACCACAGGCCACUGACUCAGCCAAGGCGGGAAAGACAGUUUCUUCAGUAGAAGAAAAGCAGGAACCACUGCAGGAAAACAAGAUGACCAAAAUAAUCUCCCCGUCCAGCGGCUACUCCAGUCAAGAUUGUACAUCCCCGCAGCUUCAGCCUUUCAGCUCUUCGCCGAAGCACAAAAGAGGAAUCUUAGCAAAGCUUCAAAAGUUAUUUCCUGGUGCGUCAGCUCCAUCUCCUCUCACACAGUCCGGUACUCAUGAAAACCCCAAAUCAUCUAAGAAUGCAAUGUUUCAACAAGAAAAAGUGGAUUCCGCAAGCGUCAGCUCCUCUGUGAGGACCUUGAGAGAACUUUUUGACAUCCCUCCACAUCCUAAAGUCCAUGCACCACCAGCUCCCCCUCCAGAAGUCUGGGCUCACAACAAACGCACCUUUGAAUUGCUUCUGGGACCGCCAGCCCCAGACAAUGUAUACGCCAUUAUAAAAAAGAAUCCAAAAGAUAGGAGGCCACAGAGAUCAUCUCCAUCUGUUUCGACGGAGACCUCUGUGAGGAGUUUGGGAGGAGAAAGAAAACAAACCAAUCAGACAGUAGAAGCUAAGCAUGGAAUUGAACAUGCGCUAGAGAAACAGAAGGUUGAAGAAAGUGCACUUUUGAAUGUGAAUGAGGUUUCUAAAAUUAGCAAUGAAAGACUGACUCAAAAUGUAGAUUUAGAAGGAAAUGACCAAGUGAAAGAGAACGACGAGAAGGUAAAAGUAAGUGACACAUUGAAUGGAAUGUUGGUGAAAGCUGUACAGAAACGUGAAGAAAGGCUAGCGGUGAUGAGGGACGACAAAGGCAAGACUGAGGUAAAGACUAGAAUGGAUGUUAUACAUAAUAUUUCAUUAAUACGCACAUCUCCAUCCCCCUCUCCUCCUCCUGCACACCUUCCUCCUGAGCCUCCUGGCAAACAGGUAAACAAUGUCGUGUCCUCUGAUUCCCCCUGGCCUCCACCACCUCCACCAAUAAUACAAGUGGUCAGCGUGCCUGAUGAGUUAGAUUUACCCCUUCCACCCCCACCCUUAAUUAACGAAGGAGGAUUAAUUACACCUCUGUUAGCAUCACCACCUGCAACAAUUAUUCCAGAGCUUCGCUUCUCUGGUGCCACUCCAUCAAUGACUGAACCUGAACCGCUGGUGUCUGAAACAUUGCAUGUAGGUGCACCUCCACCCUUGAGUAUACCCCCUCCACCACCUUACAUGGCCCCCCCUCCACCAAUUGUAGCCGCAACCCCAUCGAGGCUUACAGAGGUCAUUUCUCCUCCACAUAAGGAUGUUGCUCCUCCAACACCUAAAAAGGGUCCCUCACCGGUGCCUGAAGAAGUUCCAGCUCUGAUAGUCAAGGAGUCUGCCCCUUCCUUGGUUCAAGUGCUGCAUUCUCUUAUAACAAAGGACAUCCCCCCACCUUCAGUCAAGGCAAAAGAGAAUCCCUCUCCUGAGGUUCCUGAAGCAGUCUCUGCUCAGUGUUCUAAAGUGGUUGCUCCUUCACAUUCUCAAGAGAGUUCUUCCUGGUCUUCUGAAGAGGAAAUCACAGCUUCCAUUCUCUAUCCACCACAAAGUAUUCCACCUCCACCACCCAUUGAACCCCUAAAAUCACUCUCAAGUUCAUUGGAAGCGGAGAUCAUCCUCCAACAAGAGAGCAUCUUGCCUGAAUCUCAAAGUGAACAGAUUUCAUCUAACGGGGUUCUUGGUCCGCCUCAAAGUGUUCCACCUCCACCUUCCUUUGAACUGAUUUCUGCAUCUGAUGCCGCAACUCCAAAUACUGAUGGGGUCUCUGUCAAUGAGGUCCUCCCUGUACUUCAGAAAGAAGCUGUCAUCUUAUCAACCGUUAAUAUUUCUCCGUCACCAGAGAAGACUGAGGAACCCACUUGCGCUCCACCUGAUAACAUUCCUGUACCACCACCUCUUCCCAUUGGGGGUCUUGAUCUUCCUCUGCACCAGACGAGUUCUGCAAGCACAGAGAGUAAAACCCCUGAGCCCUCAUCGUCAUCUCCUGUGCACGAGGAACCCGUCUCUGUGGUCACCCCAUCCCUUCUGCAGAUGGUGAAGCUGCGGCCUGUAAAUAGCAGCCCUGAACCUCCCACAGCUCAGGAGCCAGCUCAAGCUGAGGAUGUUUUGUCAAUUCAGCAACCCAACAACCAGGUCAAGGCCCCACAGACCAACUGUGAGGCUCCUCAGAAGCCCAUUAGAAGAUCUCUGAUCAUAUCUUCACCUACAUCUGCGUUUCCACCCGCCAUUAUCACCUGUCCACCAGCUCUCCCCCAGUCCCAGUCUGUUGCUGUUCUACCUGCACCUUCAACCACGGUGCUCAAGUCUUCAUCGAUCACAUCUCCCUCCAUGAACCUGCAGGAGGCCAUCCGUUUGCGGACAGCUGCCAGGUCAAAGGACAGCUCUGCACCUCGCCUCAGCUUGCACUCGCCGACGUCACCAAAAGACGUCGGUCAGUCUCCCACCAGCACAGCAAGCUUUAUCUUCUCAAAGAACAACAAGAGGGUGGUGAUGGAGAAUAAGGCACAGAAGGACAUUCCUCCUAAGGUGGUCAGUGAGGUUGAGUUGAUGAAGAAAGUCAAGAUGCCACCACCUGUUGCAAAGAAACCCAAAACAAAGGCCAUGGAUGCAGAGGGCAGUGAUGUAGCACAACAAGAGAGCAUUGCUGAUUCAGUGGAAAAAUCUAAUGGCACAGCAUCAGGUACUGCUGAAGGAGAGACAUGAUCGUUCCACCAGAAGACAGGAUGGAUUUCAUUCCAAGUUGUGACAUGAAAAAAAAAUGUCACUUUGAUGCAAAUGGUGUGGACAUUUAACAGUUUAGUCGACACAGUAUGUUUUCUUCGCCACGUGGUGUUCUGAGCUUUACUGGUGCAAGAGAAAAGUACUGCCUUUUACUGUUUGAAAAUGAUUGUACCAUGUACAUAUGUCCUGCUGAAUCAGUGUGUGCUCAAUAUUGCAGCAAUGGGACGUAAGGGCGCUCAUCUGUAAAUAGCAUGUCUGUCAUUUACCAAAGAUGUUUCCAAAAACAUGUUUAAGAAAAUGAAUCCUAAGUUAUUUUUCUUGUUCAAAAAGAAGAGGGUUCCCACUGAUGGAAGUUGCAUGAAAGUCUUAAAAUCAUUUACUCUUAUUCUUCUCACAAAUUCACAAUGUCACCCUUUAACUUAAGGUUAUCUGUGUUCAUGACCCAUAAUAUAAUCCGGGGUCAGUAAAUAAUCAGUCAGGUGAUACUGAAAUUCCUUAUUUAGAACACCAUUUCUUGCAGCUUUUGUUAUGGCUCAAAUAGUGGGAUAUAUCUGCUUUGAACCUUUCAGACUUUCAAAGACUAAUGUAAUUAAUCAUUUAUAAAAUGAAAGAUUAAAGAUUUAUGGACACAUUAAAUUGUCUAUGACUUGAACAA